GCAGGCCCUGUGGCAGCAUUCCCUGGGUUACCGUGAGAGACAGGAUGGAGACGGUGGCGGCCACAGCAGGGAAGAGCAACGAACAGGUGUCGAGAGAAUUUCUCAACAAGAAGUGUUUGGAUAUCACCUUCAAUCUUGAUGGAACAGGUUACACCGCACUGGAAAACAUCGGCACCGGGGCCUAUGGCGUCGUCUGCUCGGCUGUUAACGAUAGGACGAAGGAUAAAGUCGCAAUCAAGAAGAUCACAAACAUCUUCGAUGACAUGCGUGUUGCCAAACGAACAUACAGGGAGAUCAAGAUCCUGAAGCAUUUCAAACACGACAACGUGAUAGGCAUCAGGGACAUGUUGUACCCGACGGACACGGGCCGCUUCAACGAAGUCUUCGUUGUCCUUGACCUCAUGGAGAGUGACCUUCACCAGAUAAUCCGAUCGAAGCAGUCGCUCACGGAUGAACAUGUACGGUAUUUUUUGUACCAGAUUCUCAGGGGAUUAAAGUAUGUCCAUUCAGCCAAUGUGAUACAUCGGGAUUUAAAGCCAAGCAAUCUACUUGUCAAUGAGAACUGCGACUUAAAGAUUGGUGACUUUGGCAUGGCCAGGGGACUGUCGCCAGAGCCACCUAGCGUGCAGAAAUUAUUCAUGACUCAGUACGUCGCCACCAGGUGGUAUCGCGCGCCCGAGCUCAUGCUCGCCUUCACCGAAUACACAACGGCCGUCGACGUCUGGUCCGUAGGAUGCAUCUUCGCCGAAAUGCUCGGUCGCAAACCUGUCUUUCCCGGUAAGGACAGCAUCUCUCAACUGAAGUUGCUGCUGUACUACUGCGGCACUCCGAGUAAGGCGUUUGUGCACUCCAUCCCGUCCGACAUGGUCCGUCGCUUUCUCACAGGAUUCGGGAGAGAGCCCGUGCGAUGGAAGGACACGUUCCCGAACGCGUCGAAGAAGGCUCUCGACCUCCUCUCGAGGAUGCUGCAGUUUGAGCCAAAGAACCGCUGCACGGUGGACGAGGCGCUGCGUCACCCUCACCUCUCCGCCUACCACGACGCCGACGACGAACCAACCGCGCGCGCGUUCGACUUCGACUUUGAGCGUCGCGAGCAGGACGCCGCGCAGCUGCGGGCGGGCAUCCUGGCCGAGAUCGGCGAGUUCGCGCGCCGCAAGGAGAAGAAGGAGAAGCUGAUGGCAUUCUUCGCCGCCAGGGGACGCUGUGACGCGGAGGUCGUCACUACGGGGGCGCCACCGCAGGAGAGAGCGGCGGCGGGAGAGCGACGGGAUCAGGUCGUGCCGAUGGUGUCAUCGCCGGCGGUCAACGUCUCGGACGCGGACGUGGACGUCAGCUGUCACUCCGGAGCAAGGGCCACCACCUCGCUGCCCCCUGGUGGCGUCUCGACCGAGACGAGCGAGGCUCUGACCCCAACGACAACGACAGGGAAUUCUGGGAAGAACGUCGGCGGCGUGAGCGUCGUCACGGUGACGCAACCGGCGGCGGUGGCGGCGGCGGACGAUGUCGAGAUGGCGAGUGCGCGCUCGAGUGAUGGAGCGGUCCCGCCGGGACAGAUCGGGAUAGAUCCGGGACAGAUCGGUAUAGAUCCGGGACAGAUCGGGAUAGAUCCGGGACAGAUCGGGAUAGAUGCUAGCAGCGGGAUAGAUCCGGGAAGCGCGAUGUCGCACGACGGCGAACCCGACCUCGUCAUUCUCGACGAACCGAGCACAGAGGGCGCCACUGCGGCGAGGGACGGCGACGGGGAGCGGUCGUCGCUGGACGCGAAAGCGUUGCUGAAGGCUGCACUGCUUAACAGCGCUCUGUCGAAGAAGAGAAAAGGCUUCACGGAAGGCUGCGCUUCCAGCCGACCGGUGACGGCUCUGCAGCGGCAGAAGGAGCGGGAGGAGAGGAGGCGUCAGAAGAAGGAGCGCAGCAAGGAGAAGAAGAAGAAAGAGCUGAAUAAGCAGAAAGACGGAAGCAAGAAGUUUCUCACGCUCACCGAACAGGACCAGAGCCUGCUCGCCAGGUGGAGCCACAUGCAGCAGACGACGAAGCCGUUCGUUCACCCGAUUCGGCACCACAUGAAGGAGCUCAUCGAGAUCAAGAAGGAGGCCGUCGUCGUCGCCGCCGUCCCCCAGGGGGCGCCGCCGGCGAAGCAGGACGCGGCGACGGCGAAAAUGCGCGCCGCGACGAGUCCUAACGCGGCCGGCGGCGCCCCCUGCGGGACGACUGCCGCCCCGGCGAAUCUCGUGCAGAUUAACGCGGAGGCGGAGGCGGGGGCGGGGGCGGUGGCGGGGGCGGGGGACGCUGCUGGCCCCACGCCGCGGCAUCCGCCAGAGCCCCGCCGAGGGACCUCUCCACCAGGUGGCGCUGCCGCGGGCAGCCCGCGCGGCGGCGGUCAGACGGUGGUGCUUCCCGGCCAGAUGGCGCCGCUGGGCUACGAGCUGACGCGCACGAACCCGCCGCUGCUGCCGGACGCGGGUUACCGGCCCGUGCUGAGCGAGCGUCUCGCGUACGCCGACGCCACGAUCACCGUGCGAUCCCCGAUCACGCACCGCGCCGUCCUCGCCACCGCCGACGCCGCUGACGCCGACGCCGGCGCCCCGCGGUGGCCGCACGAGGACGCGUCGGCGCGCG
Molecule: messenger RNA, 2616 nt
Organism: Priapulus caudatus
Lineage: Eukaryota; Metazoa; Priapulida; Priapulimorpha; Priapulimorphida; Priapulidae
Product: mitogen-activated protein kinase 7-like
Exons: 13
Biological process (GO): intracellular signal transduction; cell surface receptor signaling pathway; protein phosphorylation
Cellular component (GO): cytoplasm; nucleus
Molecular function (GO): ATP binding; MAP kinase activity
Source: RefSeq, a predicted model, not a curated record